CAGCAGUUGCCCUCCCUUGAAGUUUCGCUUCCCAUUGUAAACACAACGGCAUAUGGUGCAAGCGAGCGAGGUCUGGCUCAAGUUCCCGCGUUGUUAGAAUAGAAGGCCAAUGUCGGAGAGCAACCACACGGAAAUCCAAAUCCGUGCCCUAACCGGCGAAUCAGUCACUCUUCUCGUCACUCCCACCACAACCCUCCACCACCUGAAGCUUCUCCUCCGCCAUUCAUUCCCCCCCGCCACCACCUCCCCCAAUUUCCACCUCUUUUUCAAGGGUGAGAAAUUGCGAUUGCAGACUCAAAUUGCCUCUUACCCCAUCCAACGUGACGAGUUUCUCGUCCUCAUCCCCUUCACCAAAAAGGAAAAGGAACCUUCUAGAACAUCCGAAUUUCUUCUGCCUAAUGUUCCUCACACUACCAAUGCUUCAAGUUCGACAUCUGAACUCGCGGAUUCUACGUGGUCCUCCAUAAAGGAGGAUUUAUCACUUUUACGUGAUGCUACUGAGAGUAAUGCGUCUAAUUCCGAGUCAGGAAAUGAAAAACCGUUGGAGACCUCAACCGAAAGGGGUUUAAGUCGUGAGAAGCAGAUGGAGCUUCCCUAUCAUCUUAUACUGAACACAUUGCGAGAUGGUAGCGAGGGUGGUCCACUUGGCGAGCACAAUUGCGAGGUUUUCGCGAAGGUUUUGGAAUCCGUGAAUUGUUUAUCGGAACUGCCUCUCGGACACUGCAAGUUGCUGAAACGAGCUCGUUCGAAAGAAGGUGGUGGAGGCGGCGGCGGCCUGAGAAAACGUGUCAGUGACGGUGUUAUAUGUUUGUGUCCACCGUGGUUGAAGAUAGUGGUGAAGGCGUUUGCAUUUGUGAACAUUUUUUCCGCGUUUAUUUAUUUGCAACUUCGAGAUUUGACCUCGAGUCUGCUGGAGGAGGCGCUUAGUGAGCUUGCUAAGUUUGGGGUUAAACUUGGCCUCGGUGACAUCAAGAAUCUUUCGCUUCUCUGUCCUCAUAUGGUAUGUUUCAGGGAUGAUGUAGAGAAGACAAGUUUUGGUGAUAACAUUGUUGUCCUUAAUCAUUCAACAGACAAUAAAGAUAUAGUUGAAGAAAAUCCUAAAAGAGUGCGCAAGUGGUUGUAUAUUUCAAAGACUGUCAGUACAUUGAAGAGAAGGGACAGUUCUUUCCGUAAAUUUCUAGGACGGGCUUUUGAACAGCUGCCGUAUGAAUUUGGAGAUGAGAUGACUGUGGGGAUUUCCUUGGAAGAGUUGCUUGUUGCAGUCAAGGACAAUGAUUUUGUCAAAAAAGAAGACAAACCCAAACGUGUAAAGAGAAACAAAACUACCUCAAAAUCUGACCUAAACCAUAUUGGGUGUCAUGACACAAAGUCAUUAACGGCUGUAGAGAUGAUUGAUCAUCUUAAGAAAGGAAUUGGAUCAGAAGGGCAGAUUGUGCAUAUUGAAGACAUAUGUGCCAGGAAAGCAAUUUACAGCGAGAUCCCUAUUGAUCUAUCAGAGAAAAUGAGAUCUGCACUGAAGUGUAUCGGAGUUUCCAAAUUUUACUGUCAUCAGGCAGAGUCUAUACAAGCUUCUCUUCAUGGUGAAAAUGUUGUUGUGGCUACAAUGACAUCUAGUGGCAAAUCCCUUUGCUAUAAUCUACCAGUUCUAGAAGUUUUGUCUACGAAUUCAUCUUCAUGUGCUUUGUACAUAUUUCCCACAAAGGCAUUAGCUCAAGAUCAACUAAGAGCUUUGUUACACAUGACAAAAGGAUUUGAUAACGACUUUAAUAUUGGUAUAUAUGAUGGUGAUACUUCUCAGAGUGAGAGGAUGUGGCUCCGUGAUAAUUCUAGAUUGUUGAUCACAAAUCCAGAUAUGUUACACAUAUCAAUCUUGCCCCAUCAUCAACAGUUUAGUCGAAUUUUAUCAAACCUAAGGUUUGUGGUAAUUGAUGAAACUCAUACUUACAAGGGAGCGUUUGGAAGUCACACCGCCCUUAUUUUGAGGAGGCUAGAACGACUCUGUUCAUAUGGUUUAGAGCUUUGCAAAACAUUUCCAUAUAAACUUGUGUAUUUAAAUUUUAAAGGGAACUGUGAAUCAACAAUUUGGUUCUACUUGCAGUAUAUGGAUCUGUUCCUUCUUUUGUUUUUUCUACUGCAACUUCUGCAAAUCCUCGGGAGCAUUCUAUGGAACUUGCAAAUUUAUCUACGCUGGAGCUAUUUCAGAAUGAUGGAAGUCCAUCUACAAGGAAACUUUUUGUCCUUUGGAACCCUGCUGUGCGUCCAAAAUCUUUCAUUAAAAAAGCUCAGUUUGCUAUGGGAACUGAUGAGUUGGCUGAUGAAAGUGCUAAUUUUGUUCGUUCAAGGUGAUAAUCCUUAUAUCCCAAUUGUGGAUGCUUCACGUAUUUUUGCAGAAAUGGUUCAGCACGGUCUUCGCUGUAUUGCAUUUUGUAGAUCACGGAAACUUUGUGAGCUUGUUUUAUCCUACACCCGUGAGAUUCUUCAUGAGACAGCCCCGCAUCUGGUUGAUUCCAUAUGUGCAUAUCGUGGUGGCUACAUUGCAGAGGAAAGAAGAAAGAUAGAGAGUUCAUUUUUUGGUGGUGAAAUAUGUGGUGUUGCGGCAACCAAUGCUCUUGAGUUGGGCAUUGAUGUUGGAGAAAUUGAUGCCACUCUGCAUCUAGGAUUUCCUGGUAGCAUUGCAAGCUUAUGGCAACAAGCUGGUAGAGGUGGGAGGAGAGAUAAACCAUCGCUUGCUGUCUAUGUUGCAUUUGGGGGGCCUCUUGAUCAAUACUUCAUGAGACAUCCCAAUAAACUUUUUGGAAGACCAAUUGAAUGUUGUCAUGUUGAUUCUCAAAACAAAAAGAUUCUUGAGCAACAUUUGGUCUGUGCUGCUCAUGAACACCCUCUAAGUGUGAACUACGAUGAACACUAUUUUGGUCCUUGCUUGGAGAGUGUUAUAAUUUCUCUAAAAGCUGCAGGGUACUUGAGUUCUAUUCUAUCAUCUGAUUCUUCUAGAAUAUGGAACUACAUUGGUCCUGAGAAAUUACCCUCACAUGCAGUCAAUAUCCGAGCAAUAGAAACUGUUAGAUACAGUGUCAUAGAUCAGAAAAAAUAUCAAGUCCUUGAAGAGAUAGAGGAAAGCAAGGCAUUCUUUCAGGUAUAUGAAGGUGCUGUGUACAUGUGCCAGGGGAAAACCUAUUUGGUUGAAAAAUUAGAUCUGUCUAAUAAAACUGCUUUCUGCAAAGAGGCUGAUCUAAAGUAUUAUACAAAGACUCGAGAUUACACUGAUAUUCAUGUCAUUGGGGGUAAUGUUGUAUGUAUUCUCCUGCUUGCUCGAGAUCCUUUGGAUUAUCUUCAUGAGUUUUAUAGUGCCUAUCCGCUCAAAGUAGAAACGAACAAGUUUCCAAAAUCAAAUGCCCGGGCUGAUAUAUGCAAAGUAACAACGACUUGGUUUGGCUUUUAUCGUAUUUGGAGAGGAAGCAAUCAAAUCUUUGAUGCUGUUGACCUCGCACUUCCUCAUUACUCAUACGAGUCACAGGCAGUUUGGGUUCCUGUGCCACUGUCUAUAAAAGAAGCAGUAGUCAAGCAAGCUUAUGAUUUCCGUGGAGGUCUGCAUGCUGCUUCACAUGCAAUUUUGCACGUAGUGCCUUUACACAUCACUUGCAACUUGUCUGACUUGGCUCCUGAAUGCCCAAACCCUCAUGAUGCCCGAUUUUAUCCCGAAAGAAUUCUAAUAUAUGAUCAACAUCCCGGAGGAUGUGGAAUUUCAGUGCGGGUUCAACCCUAUUUUACAAAGUUCCUGGAAGCCGCACUAGAGCUUCUCACAUGUUGCUGCUGCUCAGCGGAAGUGGGUUGCCCUAAUUGUGUUCAGAGCUUUGUUUGCCAUGAAUACAACGAGGUUUUGCACAAGGAUGCAGCCAUCAUGAUCAUAAAGGGUAUUCUGGAUGCGGGAAACUAGUAAUUCAAAGCAUGUGCUUGGCUAAUUUGAAGGCAUGUUAAGGAAAAAGCACCAAUGAAGUUUUCUUCUAUAAAGUUUUAACUCUUCAAUUUUAGUGAAUUAAGAUUACAAAGCACUAUAAAUUAAAGGCGCACAUGCCUUUAUUUUUCUUUAGAACUUGUUCUUAUUGUCUGGUUAGUUAGGAAAGUUGAAUGUUAAAAUAAAUUGCAUUGAAUGUGAAAUGUUAAGAAAUAAAUAAAGUGCCUAUUUCAA
This is a messenger RNA of Vigna radiata var. radiata (mung bean), 4186 nucleotides long. RefSeq lists its product as uncharacterized. The coding region runs from base 110 to 3934 and encodes 1274 amino acids. The record is from RefSeq and is a predicted model, not a curated record. The transcript is spliced from 26 exons. Gene Ontology annotation, molecular function: ATP binding; nucleic acid binding; protein binding. Lineage: Eukaryota; Viridiplantae; Streptophyta; Magnoliopsida; Fabales; Fabaceae.